Molecule: messenger RNA, 1533 nt
Organism: Zophobas morio
Lineage: Eukaryota; Metazoa; Arthropoda; Insecta; Coleoptera; Tenebrionidae
Product: lanosterol 14-alpha demethylase-like
Exons: 11
Coding region: 6-1487 (493 amino acids)
Molecular function (GO): heme binding; oxidoreductase activity, acting on paired donors, with incorporation or reduction of molecular oxygen; iron ion binding
Source: RefSeq, a predicted model, not a curated record
UCAUAAUGGAAUUGAUUGUUCGCUUGUAUAAACUUCCAUUAUCGGGUCUACUAUUCUCAACGUUAGUGCUGUUAUAUUGUCUUCACCUUAAUUUAAAAAAACGGGCUCAGUCUCAACUUCCCCCUUUAGUUUCCUAUGCUUUGCCCUUUAUUGGAUCUGCUUUUUCCUUUGGCAAGGAUCCUAUUUUAUUCUUACGCAAAGCUUAUCAAAAGCAUGGCAGUGUCUUUAGCGUUUAUAUGUUUGGCAACACUUGUACCUAUUUGGUCGGCUCCGAAGCUUCUUCUUGUUGGUUUAAUUCCAAAAACGAAGAUUUAAAUGCAGAGGAAGUUUACGCAAAGUUAACUGUUCCUGUUUUUGGAAAAGGUGUGGCUUAUGACGUCGAAAAUGCGGAAUUUUGCGAACAGAAAAAAAUAAUGAAAAAUGGGCUAACCGUUGCCAGGUUUCAGGAGUAUGUCGGUAUGAUUGAAGAAGAAACUAGAGAUCACAUUAAAGGACUUCCUGCUGAGGGUGAAAUGAAUUUGUUUGAAUUUCUCUCUGAACUCAUCAUCGCCACCGCGUCACGAUGCCUUCUUGGCGCAGAAAUUCGAAGCAAACUCGACUCGUCCGUGGCUAAACUUUAUUCCGAUCUUGACGGCGGUUUCUCGUCGGCCGCGUGGCUACUCCCUGCGUGGGUUCCACUACCUUCCCUCAUCCGCCGGGAUCGAGCGCAUCAUGCCUUGAAGCGCAUCUUUCAAGAAAUCAUUGAAGCUCGCCGAAAAGAAAACCGCCUAAACGAGUCCGAUAUGCUGGCCACUUUUAUGACGGCCACCUACCGAAACGGCACCCAAUUAACGGACGAGCAAGUGAGCGGAAUGUGCAUUGCGAUGCUUCUUGCGGGUCAGCACACGUCGUCGACGACAUCGGCCUGGUUGGGCUUCUUUCUGUGUACAAGCAAACAGCUCAAAGAAAAAUGCAGAAGCGAAGUCAGAAACGUUAUUUCCGACUCGCUUUCUUAUGAUAACCUUAAAGAGCUUGUGACUUUGGACCACUGCUUGAAGGAAACUUUAAGAUUGAGGCCUCCCAUUAUGACACUCAUGCGAAGGUGCAAGAAAUCCUUCAAAGUUAAUAACUUUGUUGUACCAGAAGGGCAUAUCGUCUGCGUGUCUCCUACAGUCAACCAUAUCUUGCAGGAGCACUGGAAAGACCCCGAAAAGUUUUCUCCAGACCGCUUUGAAUCCACAAAAGAAGGCCUUCCCACUGCCGAAUGCAAUGAAGGCGGAGGCACGAAUGUCAAGUGCGGAAAGUAUUCGUAUGUCCCUUUCGGUGCCGGAAGACAUCGGUGUGUCGGAGAAAUGUUUGCUUAUCUGCAAAUAAAGACCAUCUGGGCGGUGCUCCUCGACGAACUCGACUUCGAGCGGGAUGAUCUUCCCGCGAUCAACUAUCAAACUAUGAUCCACACGCCUCUGAAUCCUCUUGUCCGCUACAGACGCCUAAAGCCAUCUCCAUAGAUUGCCAUGCAGACAAAGGAGCUCUGGAGAUCACUCUUGUAGUUUG